CUUGUCACACAUGUUUGAAAAUCUCCAGUUGAAUGUUAUGAUGUUGCGAAAGUAUUACUCUCAGAACUUGUACAUACCAGGCAAAUAUAUUAAUUUCCUGUAUUUUUUAUCGCAUCAAACGUGAUGGAAGCUUCAGGAAUACAAUGCUGUCAUGGCUGCACGUUAACUAGCUAGUAAGUAAGCGUAACCUAAACGUUUGUUCUGUCUGCCUGCGUGGUUGAAUAUAACUUUUCAAGGAUUGUUGAAGGGCCAUUAAGCAUGUUCACUUACUGUGUAAGAAGACUUAUCUUAAAAAAUGAGAAUAUGCCUAAAACGUCACUGGACCGGAUAGCCCUCGCUCUGCAGCGAGGCAGGGACCACAGUUCUGCAGCAGGGUCUCACGCUGAAGAUUCAGACCGCAUUGAAACAUUGUUGAAACUAUGUACGGCGAGGUUUUACAUCGCGUCUGGUCAGGUUCAGAAAGAUUCCUUUCAGCGUGGCGCAGCCUGCGUUUAUGGACCUCUUGGAAUGGAACUGAGGAAGAACAUACUGGAGCAAUGGUGGAACUCAGUGGUGAGUUCCAGGGCACAAGUGUUUGGCAUAAGCACUCUACACACCAGCAGGGAAGGACCGUUUAAAGUCGUUGACAGUCAAGCCAUACAAGAAGUGCUGAACCAGAGAGAACUGAGCAAGGACCAACUUGUUCAGCAGCUAAAUAUGCGAUUUCAGAGCCAUUACUCUGCCCGAACAAGUCUUCUCCAAGGUGCAUUGGAACAGUAUGUGUCCUUAUUGGAGCUGGUAAACAGAAGGCUUCCUUUUGGCCUAGCAGAGGCGGGACUGUGCCUGCAGCCCUCAGAUGCACCUGGUUGCCCAGCUGAGGUCACCCAGUCCUCGCUGGCUUGGUUCUGCAGUCCCCGCACCUCCUCCCAGUGGCUGGACUACUGGGCGCGCCAGAGACUGCAGUGGUGGAGGAAGUUUGCCCUCGGCCCGUCAGACUUCAGCAGCGGCGACGUAACCGAGGAAGAGCUGGGCGGUGGGGCGUCUCGUGGCGUCAAGAUCGUCUACGGUUUUCCAUGGGGCCCUCAGCCCCUGGAGACGCUGCUGAGCCUGGGAGACACGCAGCUGCUGCAGACACACGGCGGCUCUCGCACUAAACUCCACUGUCGUGAUGGAAGGAAGUCCGUGGUGCCUCAUGUCCUCUCAGUGACAGGCAACAUGGACCGGGGACUGCUGGCGUACAUGUACAACUCACUACAGCAGGUUGAUAAAGUUGACAGCAAGCAGAAACUACUGCAGAGAAAGGUUUUGAAGCUGCAUCCGGUGUUGGCUCCAGUAAAAGUGGCUUUAGACAUGGGAAGGGGAGCCACAGUGGAACGAAGACAGGUGUGUGAAGGCUUGCUACAAGAGUUUCUGGAAGAUGGAAUCUCAGCAUGGCCUGGAUACCUGGAAGCUAUGCCAAGCUCCUUGGAGCAGCUGAACACCAAGUACGAUGAGAUGGGGGUGCUCUUCAGCGUGGUGAUCGGUGAGAACACUCUGGAGAGCGGCCUUGUGCAGGUACGCAGCCGGGACACCACCGUCAAGGAGACCAUGCACAUCUCGGAGGUCAAGGACUUUGUGUCUAGAUACAUAUCUGCAGCGGAUAACAUCUGAAGAAGACCCAAAACUGGAGGUCCAGGAGAAGUGGGCGCAGUGGAAAAGAUUGUCGGUGCUUUGUAGACAUACCUCAAACUAUUUUGUGCAUUUUAAUAAAUUGGAAGUUGUUUCUAA
Hypomesus transpacificus is the source of this 1746-nucleotide messenger RNA. It is a transcript of the gene polg2, whose product is annotated as polymerase (DNA directed), gamma 2, accessory subunit. NCBI's taxonomy places the organism in Eukaryota, Metazoa, Chordata, Actinopteri, Osmeriformes, Osmeridae. The coding region runs from base 259 to 1629 and encodes 456 amino acids. The record is from RefSeq and is a predicted model, not a curated record. The transcript has 8 exons. Gene Ontology annotation, cellular component: mitochondrion; cytoplasm. Gene Ontology annotation, biological process: mitochondrial DNA replication.